AACUACUUCCCGCAGCUAUGCUCUGAUGUGUUGUUCUAUGGGUCUGAGAGAGGCUACAGUAACAUUCCCGUCAAGGUGUUUUCAGAGGGUAGAAGUAGGCAUACGAAGAAAAAAAAGCAUUGGGGGGUGGAAACUAAAUACCUCUGGUUUUUAAACCGCUGUAAUUCUACCAACAAAGAGAAGGGGUCCGAGACUGUUUUAGCUGAACUGAAAUGCGUUUUUAAUCAAAUACAUUCGUUUUGGAUUUUAAACCCGCGUGUUUUUUUUUUCAUGCAGUGAGUAAACUUUCUGAGGGGCGGGUUUACUUUUUACCCCAGUCUGUCUAUUCGCGUCAAGCAGGCGUCACCACCCCAUUUUUGGGGAGUUGGUGCGCUCCUUACCUCAAACUCAACUGGAUGGAAAUCCGUGGACACCAAAAGUCCCGAGUUAUUUCUGGAGCUUUGUACUGGGUUGAAGGAGGAUAAGAAAGCGGGGGGGUUACUUUUCACCAAUGUCAUGAUAAUUGUUGUACAUAGAGAAAUAAGGAAAAAUCCUGCUGUUAUUUCCGCUGGAUGGAACUCCGUAAAAAGGUUACGCUCUGAGUCUGUGUAAAUCCUGCUUCUUGCGCUUCAACCAUCCAGAGGAGGCCAGCCAUAUGAACAGCAUGCUGCCUCUGAAGACCCCUGUCUCACCCCUGGGCUACAGCACAGACUAUCUGAAGUUUAGUAGUGACUACAGACAUGGGGAGGUAGGAGGGGCCAGCAGCGCCAGAGGGAUGCGUUCAGCCUCAGAGCUCCGUGAUUUGAUGGACACCUUACAACGCAAGAAGAUGGCCCUGGAGACAAGCCUGAGAGCCAAUGGGGACGCUAGCCCCUCCUACAUCAGUAUGACACAGUCUCCACCCACCACGUCUGUGACCUCACCCACCUCGAUGUGGUCAGCCUAUCAGGAACAGGCUAGGCGCUUCUACGGCUCUGAUCGUCCUCCUCUCUCUGGCAAAGCUGCCGCUCCUCGCUCCCCCUCUUGGCGCUCUGACCCCCCUUCCUCCCGAACCUCCAUGAUCCGGAAACAAUCAUACCAAUCACAGGACAGCCUGCUCAUCUCCCCUGGCAAUGGGCGACGCCCACUAAACCCAAACUCCUCCCCCCUGUUGUCGAUGCGGAACUGUGGAGGUUCCUCUAACUCAGUGGCCGGUGGUGAUAGCCUCUUCUCUCCUCCACCCUCAUCCCUCUUUCCAACUAGUGGAGCAGCCAGCAUGCCCUCCAGUCCCCGCCUGGGACUACGAAGCCACGGCAACCAUGAGCCGGUGUCUAGCAACCGAACCAGGAAGUACUCUGCAGGGUCUAUAGGCGGCAUAAUGGAAAGUCACAACUGCUCACUGCCCCGCCUCUGCCCCUCAUCAUCACCUCAUUCCCAUGACAACGGAGCCCUGGCCCUGUUUUCCCUCCCCCUAACCUCUAAUCCUCUACGCAACUCCUCUCACAACAAUAGCCAAAACCACACCACAAACAACAACUACAACCAUAACCAAAUGACUAACUUCACCUACAGCCAGGCCCAAAACAUGAACCGGAACCAAGGAGAGGGGGUGGAAUCCAUCUCUCUCUCCAUCCCUGAGUCUCCCACCCAGGCCCCUCCAGACGUGACCUCACCGUCCCUAUCAGGGGGCUCUUCAAGCCCCGGUGUGGCCAAGAUACUCAGCUUCACCUCCACCAGCUCCACCUCCAGCCUUCAGGAGCCAAAGAGGUCAGCCAGCCGAGGAGCCUCCCCUGGACUAGAGCUCUUUCUGGGGGAGAGGCAGAGAGAGCACAGGGGGGGAAGACUGGAGCCUGGGCUAGGAUUAGAGGAACGAAGGCAGUCAUUUGGAAAGGGAGGGGUGGGGCUGGGGGCGGGGUUGACCCCACCAGGGGGGUUCAGGGUGAGGAGUGGCAGUAUCAGCUCCCUGAGUGGGAAGGAAGAACUGACUGACUACCACCAUCGCCAGAGAGACGAGAGACUACGAGAACAGGAAGUGGAGAGACUGGAACUCCAGCGGCUGGAGACCAUCCUGUCUUUGUGUUCAGAGCUGGGGAGAUCGGAGCAGGACAGGGAGAAGAGUGUUGGUUCUAGUCCAGGUACCGGUGCCGGUCUAGCCGAUCUCCAAAAGAUCAACCGGGAACUAGAGAAGCUCCAGGUCUCUGACGACAAAGAGCCAGUAUCAGUCUUCUUCGACUUAACCGUUAACGGAAAUGGUACCGCCUCGGAAAAUAAUUAUUAUGGUAAUGACCAGGAGCGUCAGGUCGGACUGCGAUGGAGCAGAGAUCCCCCCGACAACAGGGCGGAAUCACCCGUCGUCACUCUACGAAGCUCUGCCUCCUCGCCCACCCCGCAUCUACCGAGGACCAAUCAGGCGCUGGCGGAGGAGGGGGGACGGCGGAGGAAGGAAGUGACCCGUGUGGAGGAGGAGAGGAUCCAGGUGCUCAACAACAUGGACAAGCUGGAACAGAAGAUCAAAGAACUGGACAACCAGAUGGACGAAUCACUCAGAGAAGUGGAGAUGGAGGGUGCCCUGGUGCAGGCUGAGCAGGAUGCAGAGCUAUCAGCUCUGCAGCAGGAGAGCGAUGCUGUGGAGACACUCAACACCAAGAUGGCCGACAUGGAACAACAGGCACCGGACCAGAAGCCUCAGGACUCUGAGGUGCUGGAGGCUGAGACGAAGCGUUUUAAGGACCUGGAGGACCAGCAGAUGGAGAGAGAGAGUCGGCAUAAUGAGGAGAAGGAGACAAGCACACAACACCUUCUCAGAGAGAUCGUUGACUAUCAACUCAGCACCGUCACACGCAAGGGGAGGCUGGUGACCCUGAAGAAGCAGGCGGACCUGAUUACCCAGCAGGCUCAGCGAGAGAAGGAUAGCUUUCUGAAGGAGAGGACCAACCUGCAGAUGAUGCUGCAGAGGGAGAAAGAGAACCAUGCCUCUCUGGAGAGGAAGUAUGCUGACCUCACAGGUGGGCGGCACUUCCCUCUCAGUCCUAUCAGUCUCAAGGAGGUUCAGCACUUCCGUUGGCUGGAGGAGAGGAAGAGGUUAGUGAAAGAAGGCGGGGCCCACCCGAGUGACACGUUACCCAGGAAGCAGACCACUGUCACCCCUCAGUUCAGCUGUGUUACACUGGGACACAGCAUGCUUAACAAGUCCCGGCAGCCCCCGGUGCAGAGUUGUAGCUGUGUCAGUAUUCUACCAAGGGCCAUGUCUGUCUCCAGCAAUACAGAUACACACCGUCUGCACAAGGGUCAGGCCACCCGGUCCAACAUGCACCUGGACAGUGGCAACGGCCAGACCUACGACACCAUGAGCAUGGACAGCUUGGACUCCAUGGACACCAGCAUCUCUGUCUGCUCACCUGACAACGUCUCCUGUGCCAGCACAUCUAAUGUGACCAGACUGGAGGAGAUGGAGCAUCUACUGAGACAGGCCCAGGAAGAGAAGAACCGCCUCAUAGAACACAAGGAGCAAGAGAUGGAGUCGCGCAAACAGGCUCUGGAGGAGGAGAGGAGGAGGGAGCAUCUGGAGAAACGACUGCAGGAGGAGACCAACAGACGACAGAAACUCGUCGACAGGGAGGUGAAACUACGGGAGAAACAGAGAGCACAGUCCCGUCCUCUGACGCGUUACCUGCCGGUGCGUAAAGAUGAUUUUGACCUGAGGGCCCAUAUAGAGUCAGCGGGCCACAGCGCUGAGACCUGUUUCCACCUGUCCCUCACGGAGAAGAUCUGUCGAGGAUUCCUGGUCAAGAUGGGGAGAAAGAUCAAGACCUGGAAGAAACACUGGUUCGUCUUCGACCGCAACCGGCGAACACUCUCCUAUUUCUCAGACAAGCACGAGGCCAAGCUGAAAGGGGUCAUCUAUUUUCAAGCCAUAGAAGAAGUUUACUACGACCACUUAAAGAAGGCACACAAGAGUCCUAACCCGUGUCUGACGUUCAGUGUGAAGACUCAUGACAGGAUCUACUACAUGCUGGCCCCCGCUCCUGAGGCCAUGAGGAUCUGGAUAGACGUUAUCGUCACCGGGGCCGAGGGAUACACUCAGUUCAUGGUGUAGAAGGUGUGAUGUGGCCAGGGCGGAGGGACACACUCCGUUAAUGGUGUAGAAGGUGUGAUGUGGCCAGGGCGGAGGGACACACUCUGUUAAUGGUGUAGAAGGUGUGAUGUGGCCAUGGCGGAGGGACACACUCCGUUAAUGGUGUAGAAGGUGUGAUGCGGCCAAUGAGAAGGGACACAUCCAGUUGACGCUGUAAGAGUGGUGCUUCGGCCAGAGUGGAAGGAUACGACCAGCGUGCGGUUCCGGGGCCAGGACUAGAUCCUCUCUUUUCUCUGUGACUCAAAUGGACGGUUGUUCUUAUUUCUGUAUUUUAUUAUUUGUAAAACUUUUUUCUAAGGAAGAAUUAUCCAACCGCUGCAUUAACUCUCGCCGGUAACUCUACUGGGAUUGGCCAGUGUUUUUAUGCAUCAUUAUGUUGAAAAAGUGAUUGGUUGUUGAUUAACUAGGGAUGUACAUAGCAACCACAGGAGGUUGGUGACAUAUUAUGAGUCGUCCUCACCUCAGCAGUCUUCACUGAUAGCAACAUGAUGUGCUUGAGUAAACAAACAAAACAGAACAGUCAUUAAACUUCCUGGUUGUAUAGGGAUCAAGUUACUGAUAUUUACUCAACCUUUAUGUCCUCUGUUGUGUCCUCCAGUGUAGCCAGAGGUCAAAUCAUCUCUGCAUGGAGUGUCUGGCUAGCCAGGGGUUGAUGCGGUAUUGGGCAUUAACCUCUCUGGGAUAAUGCCAGGGAAAAUGCAGAGCGCCAAAUUCAAAUAAAUUACUAUAAAAAUCAAACUCAUUAAAUCACACAUGCAAGAUAGCAAAUUAAAGCUACACUUGUUGUGAAUCCAGCCAACAUGUCAGAUUUCAAAAAGGCUUUUCAGCUACAGCAAACGAUGCUAUUAUCUGAGGAUAGCACCUCCGUAAACAAAGAGAGAAACCAUAUUUCAAAAAUAAAAUACAUGCCUUACCUUUGACGAGCUUCUUUUGUUGGCACUCCAAUAUGUCCCAUAAACAUCACAAAUGAUCCUUUUGUUCAAUUAACUUCUUGCGUCGAGCCAUUCCGGAUCCGGUAUCGUGACUACAGCCUCAAGUCAUUACCAUAACGCAACGUUAACUAUUCAUGAAAAUCGCAAAUGAAAUGAAAUUAAUCUAUUUGCUCUCAAGCUUAGCCUUUUGUUAACAACACUGUCAUCUCAGAUUUUCAAAAUAUGCUUCUCAACCAUUGCAAAACAAGCAUUUGUGUAACAGUAUUGAUUGCUAGCGUAGCAUUUAGCGUUAGCAUUCAGCAGGCAACAUUUUCACAAAAACCAGAAAAGGAUUCAAAUCAAAUCAUUUACCUUUGAAGAACUUCAGAUGUUUUCAAUGAGGAGACUCAGUUCGAUAGCAAAUGUUCCGUUUUUACAAAAAAUAUUAUUUGUGUUGACAAAUUGGUCCGUUUUCUGCGUCACGUUUAGCUACGAAAAAAACCUGUAUCCAGGAUUGUGUAAAUCUAUCCGCAAGCUCAUUAGCAUAACACAACGUUAACUAUUCAUGAAAAUCGCAAAUGAAAUGAAAUUAAUCUAUUUGCUCUCAAGCUUAGCCUUUUGUUAACAACACUGUCAUCUCAGAUUUUCAAAAAUAUGCUUUUGAACCAUAGCUAAACAAGCAUUUGUGUAACAGUAUUGCUAGCCUAGCAUAGGAUUAUGCCUCUCUUUCACCAUGCAACAUUUUCCACAAAAACCAGAAAAGCAUUCAAAUAAAAUCAUUUACCUUUGAAGAACUUCAGAUGUUUUCAAUGAGGAGACUCUGUUAGAUAGCAAAUGUUCCGUUUUUACAAAAAAUAUUAUUUGUGUCGACUAAUCGCUCCGUUUUGUUAAUCACGUUUGGGUAAGGAAAAAUAAAUAAAAAUAAGUCAUUAAAACGCUAACUUUUUUCCAAAUUAGCUCCAUAGUAUCGACAGAAACAUGGCAAACCGAUGUUUAGAAUCAAUCCUCAAGGUGUUUUUCACAUAUCUGUCGACGAUAAAAUCUAUCGUGGCAGUUUAUUUUCUCUUCUGAAGAAAUGGAACGCGCAUGGACCUACAGAUUACGCAAUAAUUUCGACACAGGACACCGGGCGGGACACCAGGUAAAUGUAGUCUCUUAUGGUCAAUCUUCCAAUGAUAUGCCUACAAACACGUCACAAUGCUGCAGACAAUGGGGGGAAACGACAGAGAGCGCAGGCUCAUUCCUGGCGCAUUCACAGCCAUAUAAGGAGACAUUGGAACACAGCGCCUUCAGAAUCUGGGGCAUUUCCUGUAUGAAACUUCAUCUUGGUUUCGCCUGUAGCAUUAGUUCUGGGGCACUCACAGAUAAUAUCUUUGCAGUUUUGGAAACGUCAGAGUUUUGUCUUUCCAAGGCUGUCAAUUCCAUGCAUAGUCGAGCAUCUUUUCGUGACAAAAUAUCUUGUUUAAAACGGGAACGUUUUUUAUCCAAAAAUUAAAAGAGCGCCCCCUAUCUCGAAGAGGUUAAUUCCGUCGAUAUAUAUCCAAAAUGUCCAUUUAUUUGGCGCGUUUGAUCCAGAAAAACACCGGUUCCAACUUGCUCAACGUGACUACAAAAUAUCUCAAAAGUUACUUGUAAACUUUGCCAAAACAUUUCAAACUACUUUUUUAAUACAACUAUAGGUAUUUUUUUAAAGUAAAUAAUUUAUCAAAUUGAAGACUGGAUGAUCUGUGUUCAAUACAGAAAGAAAACAAACUGGAGCAUGCUUUCUGGUCAUGCGCCUCUAUCUAACAGUACACUUCAAGUGACCCUCGUUCAAGAUGGCCGUACUUCUUCAUUACACAAAGGAAUAACCUCAACCAAUUUCUAAAGACUGUUGACAUCCAGUGGAAGCGAUAAGAACUGCAAGAAAGUCCCUUAGAAAUCUGGAUUCCCAAUGAAAAUCCAUUGAAAAGAGUGACCUAAAAAUAAAAAAAAAAAAAAAUCUGAAUGGUUUGUCCUCUGGGUUUCGCCUACUAAAUAAGUUCUGUUAUACUCAGACAUGAUUCAAACAGUUUUAGAAACUUCAGAGUGUUUUCUACCCAAUGAUACUAAUAAUAUGCAUAUCUUAUCCUCUGGGGAUGAGUAGCAGGCAGUUGAAUUUGGGCAUGCAUUUCAUCCGGACGUGAAAAUACUGCCCCCUGUCACCAAGAAGUUACUGUGCUUUUUAACCAUUCAACAAAAAAAAGAAGAAAAAAAAACAUUUGAAUGAUAUCAUUGGCUGAUUUUAUCAUGUAGUUAUAUUGUAUUUAUGCUAUUGAUUAUCAAUCCAUGUAUCUUUAUUUCUGCAUACAGAAAAAAAAGCAAGAACAUAUUGUGCCUUAAAGUGUUUGGUCCUUUUUCUUGAAAAGAGAAUUAUCAUAUGGUAUUGAUUUGUUUUGAUUUGAUUUACCUUUCACAGAGGAGCCAUGUGCUCAGAACCAGCAGUAUCACAUGAGAACCACUAGAGGGUGAUAUUGUCCUGGAUUCAGACUGAAUCCUGGUCCUUUCUCCAGACACGGGUGUAAAGGCACAUUGUGUGUGACAUUGUGUUCACACACGGUUACUUUGGGAAUUAGAGACCUUCAACUAAAGCGGUCUGAGAGAGCCUCAGAUAUAAGACACCUGCUAUGAGAAUAUCAGAUAUAAGACACCUGCUAUGAGAAUAUCAGAUAUAAGACACCUGCUAUGAGAAUAUCAGAUAUAAGACACCUGCUAUGACAUCUUUGGCACUGUUUGCUGUUUUAGUUGGCAUUAUCAAGUUCUUGAUGAUUUUGUUUUUUCAUGUCUGUAACACACAUUAAAGUAUCAUGCAAUGGC
Messenger RNA from Oncorhynchus nerka (sockeye salmon), 7839 nucleotides. RefSeq names its product pleckstrin homology-like domain family B member 2. Gene Ontology annotation, cellular component: basal cortex. The coding region runs from base 635 to 4054 and encodes 1139 amino acids. NCBI's taxonomy places the organism in Eukaryota, Metazoa, Chordata, Actinopteri, Salmoniformes, Salmonidae. Gene Ontology annotation, biological process: regulation of microtubule cytoskeleton organization. The record is from RefSeq and is a predicted model, not a curated record. The transcript is spliced from 18 exons.